Molecule: messenger RNA, 948 nt
Organism: Lingula anatina
Lineage: Eukaryota; Metazoa; Brachiopoda; Lingulata; Lingulida; Lingulidae
Biological process (GO): cristae formation
Cellular component (GO): MICOS complex
Source: RefSeq, a predicted model, not a curated record
ACUUCCGGAACGUGAACUUCUUGGUGAAGGUCGAGUCGGAGUUGAGCAUUAGAUUAGAAGUUUUUGCCAUGGCAAAAUAUAAGCUUCUGAUCGGAGGCGGUCUGGGAACAGCGCUUGUGGGUGGCAUCACAUUGUAUGGACAGACACUCACAGAGAAACAGGAGAAAAGAACGACUGUAUUAAAACCAGACCAAUUAGCCUUCUAUGAAGUGGGAGCAAGUGACAAGGAGUAUUACAUAGAAGAGACGAUAACUCCAGUGACAAAGUUUCUGAAAUCUACCAGACUGUCCAUUAGAUCAGCUUUAGAACCUUUCAAGGAUAAGGAUGGUGUUAGUAUAAUAGAGAAAAUCAGUGACAAGUGGGGGAUAGCAAGGGCACACACAGAAGACCUCAUAGAACAGAUAAGGUCGGAUCCUGAAGUCAAGGCAAAUGCUGGUAUGAUUGCGGUAGCGGGAGUGGUAGGAGCCUCUCUAGGAUACAGAGGUGGUGUGCUGAGGAAGGCAGCCUUUGGUACUACAGCUAUGGUCGUGACAGCCUCCUUGCUGUACCCAGAACAGGCCGUCUCUGUGGGGAUCGCAGCGGUAGACAGGAUCACAGGAAAAGGUAAUGAAGUUAAGAAAUCUGAGGAAGAAAUGGACAUUUCAGAACAGGUCAGCACCGAGUUGACUCUGGAAGAGACAACAGGCUCUGCGACAGAAACUGAAACACCAUUUAGCAGUAGUGACCAACUGGACAGCCAAAGUGACCAGCCAGCCAGUAAAAGUGACCAAAAAGAACAGGAUUCUUAGAAAUUUUUCAUAAAAAUGUAGAACAGAUUCCCAAGAAGAAAAAAAAUACUGUUACAGCAUGGACUACUUGGCAAAGAUGGCAUGGACUACUUUUAAGUUUUCCCUUAAAAGUUCUGAUCAAUAUAUUCAGAACAAAAAUAAUUAAAUAUUUCAAACAGGA